Molecule: messenger RNA, 1524 nt
Organism: Penicillium riverlandense
Lineage: Eukaryota; Fungi; Ascomycota; Eurotiomycetes; Eurotiales; Aspergillaceae
Gene: hapX
Product: bZIP transcription factor HapX
Exons: 2
Coding region: 1-1524 (507 amino acids)
Cellular component (GO): nucleus; RNA polymerase II transcription regulator complex
Molecular function (GO): DNA-binding transcription activator activity, RNA polymerase II-specific; transcription cis-regulatory region binding
Source: RefSeq, a predicted model, not a curated record
AUGGCCACUACGGGCGUGCCUAUCACGCCUGCUCCAGUGGCCGCGGCACCUCCACCGUUGGCCCUCGCACCGGCGCCCUCUUUAGCCUCCAAGGCACCAUCGGCAGCACCCUCACCGGGACCGGCCACUCCAGGCUCGGUGACUUCCAAAGAAUGGGUGAUUCCACCCCGUCCCAAACCAGGCCGGAAGCCUGCCACGGACACGCCGCCCACCAAGCGUAAAGCCCAGAACCGGGCGGCUCAGAGGGCGUUCCGCGAACGCCGCGCUGCCCGUGUCUGCGAACUCGAGGAGCAGAUCAAAGAUAUCGAAGAUAGCCAUGAUAAUCGUGUGGCCGGAUUGAAUGAGCAGAUUGACAAUCUGUCGCGAGAGGUGGAACAGUGCCGCGAGGAGAUGAAUUGGUGGCGAGAUCGAUCCCAUGCUUUGGAGAAGGAAGUAUCCGUCGAACGAAGCGCCAAAGAGGCUCUCGUGAGAGAAUUUCGCUCCUCCCUCACCGGCCCCAAUGCCGGGAAAUCCUCCACCAUACCAGACUCUGUGCCUUUACCGCCGCGAACCCGCCCUUCGACGCGGAGCUCUCGCAUGGAAGACGUGCAGCCGACUAGCCCAGACCACCCAGACCACAGCAGGAAAGAAGGACAUGAGAACGUCCCGUUGGGAUGCAGCAACUGCUCGUCGACCCACUGCCAGUGCAUUGAAGAUGCCUUUGCCAUGCCGGUUGACUCGCACGAGUCCUCUCACUCGAAGCACCCCCCUCACGGUGUGGGCAGUGCCAACACCGAGCCCGACAUUAAGCCGGACCCGGAGGAGAUGGAGAUUGAUUUUACGUCUCGCUUUGCCGCUCCUCCUGCUCAACCAGCCUUAGGGUCUAACACCGCCAAUUCCAAUUCCAACUCCAACAAUAACAACAACGCAUCUUCGCCGCCCGUCGACCCCUGCGGGUUCUGCCAGGACGGCACGCCAUGCAUUUGCGCCGAAAUGGCCGCACAGGAACAGUCCCGCGGCCAGCGCAACUCCUUCGAGAACCCGCGUCUCGCACCCAUCCAGUCUCUCUCCCAAUUUACACCUCCCCCAUCCGACGGUGACGUCCGCUCCGAAGUCACCCUCCCACCAAUCAGCCAAGCGACCAACCCCUGCGCCAACGGCCCCGGCACCUGCGCCCAGUGCCUCGCCGAUCCGCGCAGCACCCUUUUUUGCAAAACGCUGGCAGCCUCCCGCAAUGCCCCGGCCACCACGACCACCAACCGUAACAACCCCGGGCCUGUACCUGCGCUCUCUGCCGCCCCCAUGUCCGCCUCGCCGUCCCUGACCCUAACCUGUGCGGACACAUUCACCACUCUUUCUCGGCACCCGAACUUCUCGCGUGCGAGCGAUGACAUUUCCACCUGGCUGCCUAAGCUGAAUACCCUUCCUAACCCGCGAGACCUUCCCGUUGUACCAGAUGGUCGCAAUCGUGCUGCGAUGGAGGUCGAGGCUGCUAGCGUGAUGGGUGUGCUACGCUACUUUGACCGGCGAUUUGCUGAGAAAUAG